Drosophila ficusphila is the source of this 644-nucleotide messenger RNA. RefSeq names its product biogenesis of lysosome-related organelles complex 1 subunit 1 (gene Blos1). The transcript is spliced from 2 exons. The record is from RefSeq and is a predicted model, not a curated record. NCBI's taxonomy places the organism in Eukaryota, Metazoa, Arthropoda, Insecta, Diptera, Drosophilidae. Gene Ontology annotation, cellular component: BLOC-1 complex. The coding region runs from base 66 to 503 and encodes 145 amino acids. Gene Ontology annotation, biological process: endosomal transport.
CAAAACAGCUGAUCUCUGUGUUGACAAAAAGUUGUUUUUUCUUAGGGUUUCAACAAAGCCAAAAUAUGCUUACCUCCAUGGUAAAGGAGCACCACAAGGAGCAGGUCAAGCGGAAGCAAGAGCAGGAGGUACGCCGCAAGGAGGCCAUAGAAGCCUCUAAUGAGCUCACCCAAUCCCUGGUGGACACCCUAAAUGUGGGCGUGGCACAAGCCUACUUGAACCAGAAGAGAUUAGACGCAGAGGCCAAGCAACUGCAUAUGGGGGCCACCAACUUCGCCAAGCAAACGCAUCAGUGGUUACAGCUCAUCGACAAUUUCAGCAGUGCCCUUAAAGAGCUGGGUGACGUGGAGAACUGGGCACGUAGCAUUGAAGGUGAUAUGCAUGUAAUAAACCAGAGCCUAGAGUUGGCCUACAAAGCUUCGAGAGCAACCCAAUCCGCUAGCUUAGCAGGAAGUGCAGUGGAGGCCUCAACUUCCUCCACGGCAAAUGGCAACGCACCGUGAGAUAUUUUUAGAUUUUUGGCAAUUGUACCCGUAUCCUAGAAAAAAGCUUUCCAUAACUAUAAUGUCAGUUCUGGCUUUUAAUUUUAAGUAACUCUCAGGCAUUAAGAUCACUCUUGAAUAAAUAUGGAUUUAACAAAUCUA